AUAUGUUUAUUUGCUAUCUAAAAUGAAUUAAACACUUGGCUGACUGGAAUGUUACAUAAUCUUAGUCUCUUAAUUGCUGGUUUGAGCACGUGUUUGUUCGCCUGUGGUUGUGAUGAAUUAAUUUAGGUGAUUCUUUUUUUUAGUGCUAAGAAAAAAAAACAUUUUGAUAUCUGAUGCAUCCUAUCAAUAUGCGUCCAACGCUGUUUAGAAGCCCCUUGCACUUUGUUGUAAACUGUAAUAGUUAUGUACUCUAUAUGUGGAUAGUUACAGUGUUGAUCCUUGAAACACAAUGAAUGGGUUGGACAUUUCAGGUUCCAAAUACUAAAGAUGCAGGCUAAGGCGUUACCGAGGAAUAUGUUGUCUGUUCGAAAUCAAACUUAAUGUACAGAUAUUAGUUGUGAAUGUUUUAUACAUUAAUUGAGCAAUGGGUUUUAAGUAGGCAGAUGACGCCAAGACUGACAUAUCGCAAGGUUAAGUUUUGUUUGACUGCCUGUUAAAGACUAAGUGACCGUUAUUUUGCCAUGAUGACAGUAUACUGUUUGACAACUGCAGCACGGUAUCGUCUCCAGCUGUAAAUAUGGGUAAAUCUGUCCCUUCCAAAAAAAACAAAAAACAAAACCCUGCACCCAUUGCCUAAAGGUGUAGAAGUAAAUGAAAGGGAUUUUCAUCACACAUGGGCUGUUGAAUUUCUAUCUGAUAGUGAUGUUCUUAGAAGGGGAGUUAUUGCAUCUCAUUUGGAUAAUUUAAGUGUAAAACCCUCUCAAGGGCCCCAUAUGUUUUGCAGCUGAAGUUAAUCAUGUAAGGAGAAAGUAAAUUGGUGAUUACAUUUUUUUGGUUUCUUUCUACCCAUCCUCUCACAGUAGUACCUAUGUCCAAGCAAAGAAGUGUGAUUUUGGCUGUAGGGCAAAAAUAUCUUCUUUAAAUGUUGUGUUAUUGGGAAAUCAAUAAUCUAUUUUUUAUUCUAUAAUUCCUGCUUGGCCGUCCGAAACAAUUGCCAUAGCCGAGGUCUACGUAGAUAUCGUUCAACCAUAGACUUCAUUAUCAGUUGAUGAGACUCGGGGCCGGUCCAUAGGGGGCCUAUUUAAAAAAACAACAACUUAAAAUUCAAAUAUAUUCAAUUCACAUAGCGACCUAAAACCAAAACAGGCACUUCCCUUAGACUUAAAUGAGUCUCCAUGAGCAGCGGCUUAAAAAACGCUCGAUGCACAAAAAUCACCAAAUGGAGGGAUAAUCCCCUAUAUUUUCAGAUCAAAAGCAAUAUUUAACGUAUAUAAGUUUUUGCCCGUAAUAGCAACUUCAAAUUUUAUUUUAUUUAGUGCAAUUUUGACGUAAGUUGUCAACAGCUAGUAAAUCAGUCAAUUUUCACAUCAGAAACUGACUACUUGAGAAAAGCAUGCAGAAUCAUCUUAAUUUUAUUCAACAAAAGCAAAACUGGCAUUUUUCUACAUACAAUGACAACUUAUUGAACUUACUGAAAUCCAAUGUCACAAUUGCCUCAGCACGUUUUGUCAGCUAUCUGGCCCUCGUCUUUCAACAAUCAGAUAGCCUCUUGGCCUAUGACUUGUGGGCCCCGGUCAGCUUCCUGGACUUGUUCCUGUCCCUCACUGUCUCCUGAUGGUAAAGUCUAUGGUUCAACUUCCUAUAGUCCAUUGUUUUGUUCCUUUUUUUACUCAAGUAGAAGGGACUGGACAAAGAGAGACUUUGUUGUGCUCCAUUUUGCCUCUAACCAAUAACCUUUGCAAAUAAAUGAUACAUUUUUACAAUAAUUGAAUCGAUUGUUUCGAAUUCUGUCAGCCAAAAAAACAUUCUUGAAAUGCAGCGUACGUGCAAGUUCCAAGCUAUUAACAAACUGGUGCUUGACUGCAAAGGCUGAAAGUAGGGGUUUUCCUCCAAGGGACAGACAACACAUUAUGUGCAUCCCAUCAGAAAGAAUGUUUUAAUUGAAAAUCAUAGAAGGUUUCUGACUGAUGUGUAUUAGUAGAGAAAAUGUUAAUAAAAACUAGUAUUUCCCAGAAGUGGUCAGUCAUUUGUGAAGGCAGUCGACCAGUCUACCAGUUGAUCGUAAUGCUGGUGUAGGUAGAUUGCGACAUCAAAAAAAAAAAAAAAAAAAAAAAAUCAGAUACAUAGUUACAUAAUUUAUUAUGUUGUGUGUGCAACAUAAGUGUUAUUAAACAUACAUCAAUGUUUUAUUUGAAUAAUCCUAAAUAUAUUUCUCAAAAAUUUGUGUAUAUAAUCUGUAUGUCAAUAUAAUUCAAGUUAUGUUCAAAUAUUGCAAUUUAAAUUUGCUAAUAAAAUCGAGACAUUUUAUUGGGAAGUUCUGGAAGUGAUCGUUUCACUGGGUCUCCCACUUUUGACCAAUAGAAUGACGCUUUCUUCAUACAAAGCCCACCUUCCUCUCCCUCUGAUUGGCCAGCGCCGCGUUCCAUUAUUCUUCAUCCGCUUGUCCCCUUCCUCCAUGGAACUAGGUAACUCCUGAGAGAAAGGGAAAAGCUUAUUAUUCCUUAUCAUUUGUCGUCAAGACACGUUAUCUACUUCCUGGAUAGAUCACUUUGACUUGGUCAUUUCAUUCGUUUAAAAAAAUAAAAUAAAAUAAAAAAGGGGAAUAAAAACAUUUCCCUGUUUCCAAUAAUGUGUAUGUUCCCACUAACUUCAGUAAAAUAUGCACUGUCUUGCUUUUCUGUUGUCAAGAGUUGUAAAAGUCACAAAAUCCAUGGCUAUUUACAACCCAUAAGUUCAUCACCUUUUUGGGGGGAUUGCAGCAGACUUUGCAUAGUACACUCAUCGGUUUUUUGGGUGGUGCUCGACUCACCGGCCUCCAUUGUUUGGUCUGUGAAAUAUCAUUAAUGGGAAUAGAAUAGGGAGAACAUGUUUUUUGUAUGGCCAGAGUUUGACCUUUUACAUUGUACUACCACUAAACUAUACGACUGUGUUUCAUGGCAGAAUUUCUUGAUAGCAAGUGACUGCUUUUCAAAAAAUAAUGGGUGCCAAUGCCUUUCAAGUAUUGAUACCGCCCGUGUUUAGGUUUCCCAUCAUUCAUUAAGAAAAUUGUUCUCUUGAAAAAAAAAUGCUAAAUACUAUAGGUCUCACCUGAUGUUUCAUCAUCACUGGCAGCUGACUUUUAACAUUUUAUAGUGUACGUAGUGAACUAUUUUUGGUGAUUAAAAAAACAAACAAACUUGCCCUCAUAAAAACCUGGUGAUCACACGUGUGGACAUCAGAGUUAUGUGGGUCAUGUCGGUCACAAUAACAUUAACAUUUGGUACUCACUAAUGGCCCCCAAUAACAAAUUGAAGAUAUACUGUAUUUAAGUCUUUUAACUAAUUGCCGUCAAUUUUUAGCAAUAGACAUCCAUUUGAGUGUAUCCCCCAGAAAACUUGCAAAGCCUCGAUACAGCUCUGGGUAGGAAACCCUACAUUUAAACUGUAAUCACUGGCUGACUGUGAAUGCUCAUUUUUCAGUGCAAGGUGCUAGAUGUCCAAUCCAUUUUAAUCGCUGCCAGCAUCUUCCAGUCAAAAUGGAUUAGACGUCUAACACCUUCAAUGGCAUUGUCCUAUCGAAUACGACUGGACAAAAAUACACAUGCGUCAUCCAUUCUUUAUUCCUGCGGCAUCAAUUAAUAGCCAGUCACAAGGUUUAGAGCAUAGAAGUUUAAAUAGCACAACCUGGUUCACAAUAGCCUUCCAUUAAUAAGCAGCAACUGCAAUGAAAGGAAAUCAGACCAGUACAGACAGUAACAUACGGUGUCAUAUAGCAGGAGUCUUUCCACAGUCAAAUCAGGUCGCCCUUGCUCGUAUUUUCUAUUUUCUGUUGGAGGGCAGAUAAUGUUACAGAUUUACAACUUUUAUUUUUGCUGUUGGCAAAUUCAUAUCAGUGAAAAACCAUUAAAUGACAGGACCAACCACAUUUUUUAACGUUAAGAUGUAUUUCAAGUCAUUCCUUCGAUUUCCUGUAAUUCAAUAGCAGCUGGUAAAAAUAUUUGUGGGGGCACCGAGUGGUAGAAAGAUUAGAAGCCUAGCCGCAGCAGGAAGUAGAGUCUUGAGUGAGAAGCCAGAGGCAGAUGUAACAGUUUACCAGCACUUCAGUUUGAGAUGCAACACAGAAGGGUCCCGUGUAGUUUUUAGUUUCAGUCUUCAACUUGAGUGAAGCGAUAAGACAAGACAGGAGCUUUGUCACACUAAACAGGACGGAACCUGGGGUCAACUGAACUAGCUGAUUGAUUAAGCUUACAUAUUAAUCAAGUCCUCAAAUUCUGACCAUGAUUUUCCUUUCCAUAUGCGGCUGAACCCCUGGGAUUGCUGUUUGUGUGUAUGGGUCAUAUUUCCAAACAGAAUCACUGACCUCCUGUGACUAAAAGUUGAGAUCAGCCUUGAGUGGAAUGUAGGAUGUCACCAGUGCUAUUUUGGCUAUGUACACCCACUAAUGAUUGUGAUCGCAAAGCGGAGAGCCAUUUUCAACCGCCAGCUUUUAUCAUGCAGCACUCCUCAGUGCUGCAGGGAUUAGAGAGUUAAACGUAUGGCAAACCGGCUCCGUUUGGACUUCGCGUCAAGGAGAAGCCACACCGACCCGCUGUCAGACUGUUUCAGCAACCAUGGUGAGGAGAGCGGAGUCAUUUUGUCAGCUGGUACCCCCAAAGAGAGUCUGGCGCACAGUUCUCUACACUUCAAGGUGACUUCGCUGUCACCGGACUAUGGAAAUUUCCAAAGAUAUUCUUCAGUUUUAAUACCAAGGGUUAACAAAGGGGCAUGUAGCCAAAAAAGUGUCGUGCAGAUCUCAUUACAGCCCUGUGGUAUGCUCAGUGGAGACCUGGAUGGAGAUCCUGGUAGCAGUGAAGCUGGAGCUGUGGCAGGCUCUGAUGGAGGUUCGUGUAGCAGCAGUAUGGCCAGCGAUGCCGGGUACUGGAGUAGCAACAGUAUAUUUGAACCAGAGACCCCAGAGAAGCACAGGAACACCCAAGAGAAGAGCGUGCUCUGCCGCAAGUCCAAGGUCCCCUUGAGACGUUGUUCCUCCUUGGUUAUAUUUCCAAAGAGUCCUUGCAGCACGCCGCCGUCUUCUCCGGUAAACCCUGUCGCGAGAGGACCUUUCCAGGGCCUUAUCGCUGAUUCUUCAUGGAAUGAUGAGGAAUUAAUCUGGAAGGAUUCUGCCACAUCUGCAAGUGGCCAACAUUGUCUCAAAGGAAACUCUUCAUCUGAUUGUCGGGACACCAAACAUAUGGUACACUUCAAUAUUCCUCUCCAAGACAAACCUAAAUGCAAAGCGGCGGACGUUAGUCGCUCAAGAAGUGUUCUGCUACACUUUGCCCAGAAACCAGUUACGACUGGGAAAUUGACUGAAGUCCAUGCGGAAUAUCCCGACACUCCCUACCCAGUUAUAGAUCCUGAGACUAAAUGUGACCCUAAGAAAAAACUGUACCGUAGUACUUCAGCUUGUUUGUUUUCAUCCGUGAAACCAUCAGAGGAAAAGCACUGUGCCUCAGAAAAAGGGCAGGGAAGGUUAGAGGAAAACCAUUGUCAUCGCGCCAUACAACGGAGCUUUUCUUUGGAAGUGCCCUAUGCAAACACUGGGAUUUCCUGUCAUGUUUCCAACACAAAACUCGGGAGUACAUACUCUCCACACGUGCAUAUUCAUCUGUCUCCAUGCUGUCCAACUAAGUUGCCAAACUUACCUAAUGAUGCAGAGAAAAGCAGGGAUGGGAACAGUACUACAAAUAACUUAAGUUUAAGUGCUAAGGUGAGUUUCUUUGAUUGACAUUGACUGAUGCUGUAUGAAACCUGGGCUAAAAAUGUUCAAAAAAUUUUAGCGCUUUAAUGGCGAGCAGGUCAUCAUGUUGUUUUUUUCCAAACUGCCAGAUAACAAAGUUUCAUUUAGGUAAAAUGUUGUUAAACCGGUAGAAGAAGAUUCUGACAACUUCAAGAGACAGUUUUUCAAAUGAGUCUGACUUAGGGCGUGAGUCAUGCAAAACAAUUUGUGCAUCAGCAAAGUACUGUGCUCGUCUCAAACCUAUUAUGCUUAGUCAUUGUUCAGGGAUAGUCUUUUUUUUUUUGUCAGACGCGUGAAUGGCUUUCUGCAAUUAAUAUAAAAUGUUAAUUCCUAUCUAUUCCACUAGCUUUAUCCUUAAAAACCCUUAAUUCUCAAAGUAAUAUCAACUUAUAGCAGCUAAGAGAGAUAAUGAAGGAGAAGACAACACCUUUAUCAUAUGCGUACAAACAGAACGAACAUUGUAUAAUGAAUUGGAAGAAAAAAUGGAAUGUCAUUGUUAUGUAAUAGUUGAGGAAAAACGUAAAUAAAAGACUGUAUGUCUCAGAAAUAGCUGCGUUCAAUGGGGGCAGACAUUUUGUCAAUGCCGGUAUUGUUUCAGCCAAUCAAAUGUGAGUAUCAGAAAUUGCUUCUCAUGACCUCAGUAAAACCCAUUGUCCCAUGCGGCUAUAGACCCUACUCACAUGACGUCACAACCACGCCUCUGCGCCAUAUUGUCCGUCAACUCGUCGUGUUGACGCAUUACCGCUACGUAAAUUCCUCCUAUUAUGGCGUGUUUUUCUGCUCGUUAACAUUAAUAAUCAAAAUGGUGAAGGCGUGUGUGGUUGUUGGUUGCAAUAACAGAGAAGAUAGACGGAGAGACUUGAAGUUCUACCGUAUUCCGAGAGACCCGGAGAGGAGAGCGAGAUGGACUGCUGCAAUUCGACGAGAAAACUGGGCUCCAAACGAUUACCACAGAUUAUGUAGUAGUCAUUUAAUAUCUGGUAAGAUGCAUUUAAUAUAUAUUUAGAGGGUUUUGGGCUGACAACCACAAUUAAGAUCAUUGCGAGGCUAAUCGCCGACAACAUACAGUUUCAAAUUCAAGAUGCUUAUUUCUUCCACCAUCAUUAUAUUUUGAAUAAUAUUUAGCUGGUACCAAGUGAAAGAAGCUGGCCUCGUCUACGGAUCAUCACUUAAACAGGUGUGUCCAAACCUUUUGCAAAGGGGGCCAGAUUUGGUGUGGUAAAAAUGUGGGGGGCUACCUUGGCUGAUUUACGUAGAACAAUAUAUUUAAACAAAUUUUAGCAAGCCCUUCUGUGUGUCACAUUUGCUUUAUUAUUUUUUUUAAUUCAUAAUUUCAACAGUCUCGUCUUUGUGGCGUUCUCUUUCGACACUCGGGCUCUUGCGAAAUACUGCUGCGGUGACAUUAAACUAGCUUCAAGUUGCUAUAAUUUCUCGCUGCGUAUCUUCCCUGUAAUGUUGUCUUACAUGUCAGCGUGUCUUGUUCGGUAAUAUCAUUAUCGCGUCACAUCAAACUCUUUGAAAACUGCGACUGUCUCUUUGCAAAUGAGGCAGACACAGUUGUUGCGUGUUUUAUUGAAGAAAUAGUCCAAUAUCCACCUAUCCUUGAAGCAUCGGCCAUCGCAGUCAACUUUUUUUUAUUUUUAUUGAUUGUCGCCAGACUUUCAAACUUUCGUGAGAAUAUGCUGAUUUUGUGUGGAUAAGAUAGUUGUAGAUAUCAGGGUAGCAGAUGUCAGACAGAGAGGGCGAAGACAGCGGGCGAAAAAUAUCGAUUUAGGCAUCAAAUAUGGAUCUGGCGAAUGGAUAGACUGAAGCUUUUCCACAUAACGCCUUUUAUGCAACGCAUCCAAUGAGUUUACAGCGUCUGAAAGCACCGGGGCUUCCAUGAAUUGCACUAUAAAUUGCACGACAAAUUGAAACCAUUGAGAAUACAGAUAAACAAUGACGGACAAUAUGGCGGCCUGAUACAGCGACACGUCAUUCUGUGACGUUGGUGAGUAGGGUCUAUAGAGACUUACGUAACAAUGUUUACACUCAAGUCAUCACUUUAACCCAUUGCUUGCCAUUGACACAGAUAGACAUCCAAUUUAUUUAAACUGGGAGGACUGGCUGUGAAUGCUCAUCUUUCAGUGCCAAUGAAGGUGAUUGAUGUCCAAUCCAUUUUAAUGGCCAGGUUGCGAUUGGGCAUUGCCAGCCAGUAAGUUCAUAAGGCAGUAUAAUUUUUCGUGGUUAACUAUUGUUUUCUUCAUUAUAAGAGGUCGAAAAGAUUUUACAAUUUGCACUCUUAAAUACCUUACACAAUUGUCUUUCAUAUGCCUUUCCCUUUAAAUCAUGGCUAAUGCUGUAGUUAAAUAAUACAGUUAACCAACCUGUUGCUUACAGACCCAUGUAAAUAUUAAAUUUCAUGACAGUAAACAUGUUUGUUGUUUGAGAAAGGAAAAUCCUCUACAAUUGAAUCCCUCAUGGCUGAAAUUCAUGAUCUUUAAGCGGAAGCUCAGUUUAAUAUCACUAACUGUACCAUAUACCAUUAUUCUCUUUGCACUAUGAGUAAUCUCGUUAAGUAUUUACCCAAGCUAAUAUUAGUGGUGAGAAAAGCACUGCCCCUUUGCAGAUAUAAAUAAAGUGCUUCUGAAAUAUUCCCCGUGACUCCAGAGAGUCUGGUGCUGUGUAGCACUGCUCAGUCCCGUGGAUUCAAAUUUAACAGCAUGAUACUAGAGCAGAGCGCAGUCAUGCCAGCCGUGUCUGGAAAUGGGGUGGGCUGAUGUUGGUGGGUGUCAACGUUGGCUGGGUGGUAGUGCGAAACUUUCUCUCUAAAAGCAUGGUGAGCCCCCUCCUUUGCAGGU
Molecule: messenger RNA, 8597 nt
Organism: Corythoichthys intestinalis (scribbled pipefish)
Lineage: Eukaryota; Metazoa; Chordata; Actinopteri; Syngnathiformes; Syngnathidae
Product: E3 ubiquitin-protein ligase NEDD4-like
Exons: 1
Coding region: 4513-5745 (410 amino acids)
Source: RefSeq, a predicted model, not a curated record